CCGAUUGCAUGCCUUGUUGACAUCUCCAUGUGUUUCAUGUGCUAUCCAGCCUUCACCUUCUGCUCUCCAAGCCUCGCUUUCAAACCGGAAGUAGCGAAGUGUGAAAAAGGUCAAUAUACAGGGUGUUACACACUCAGUGCUUCUGUGUUAUAUACAGCAUGUCACUCCUUUCUCUGUACAGGGUAGGGGAACAGGUAUAUACAGGGUGUUACACACUCAGUGCUUCUGUGUUAUAUACAGCAUAUAGCAUGUCACUCCUUUCUCUGUACAGGGUAGGGGAACAGGUAUAUACAGGGUGUUACACACUCAGUGCUUCUGUGUUAUAUACAGCAAGUCACUCCUCUGUACAGGGUAGGGGAACAGAUAUAUACAGAGUGUUACACACUCAGUGCUUCUGUGUUAUAUACAGCAUGUCACUCCUUUCUCUGUUCAGGGUAGGGGAACAGAUAUAUACAGGGUGUUACACACUCAGUGCUUCUGUGUUAUAUACAGCACGUCACUCCUUUCUCUGUACAGGGUAGGGGAACAGGUAUAUACAGGGUGUUACACACUCAAUGCUUCUGUGUUAUAUACAGCAUGUCACUCCUUUCUCUGUACAGACCCGGGGAACAGGUAUAUACAGAGUGUUACACACUCAGUGCUUCUGUGUUAUAUACAGCAUGUCACUCCUUUCUCUGUACAGGGUAGGGGAACAGGUAUAUACAGAGUGUUACACACUCAGUGCGUCUGUGUUAUAUACAGCAUGUCACUCCUUUCUCUGUACAGAGCCGUGGAACAGGUAUAUACAGAGUGUUAUACACUCAAUGCUUCUGUGUUAUAUACAGCAGGUCACUCCUUUCUCUGUACAGACCCGGGGAACAGGUAUAUACAGAGUGUUACACACUCAAUGCUUCUGUGUUAUAUACAGCAUGUCACUCCUUUCUCUGUACAGGGUAGGGGAACAGGUAUAUACAGAGUGUUACACACUCAGUGCUUCUGUGUUAUAUACAGCAUGUCACUCCUUUCUCUGUACAGGGUAGGGGAAAGGUAUAUACAGGGUGUUACGCACUCAGUGCUUCUGUGUUAUAUACAGCAUGUCACUCCUUUCUCUGUACAGGGUAGGGGAAAGGUAUAUACAGGGUGUUACGCACUCAGUGCUUCUGUGUUAUAUACAGCAUGUCACUCCUUUCUCUGUACAGAGCCGGGGAACAGGUAUAUACAGAGUGUUAUACACUCAGUGCUUCUGUGUUAUAUACAGCAUGUCACUCCUUUCUCUGUACAGGGUAGGGGAACAGGUAUAUACAGGGUGUUACACACUCAGUGCUUCUGUGUUAUAUACAGCAUGUCACUCCUUUCUCUGUACAGAGCCAUGGAUCAGGUAUAUACAGGGUGUUACACACUCAGUGUGUCUGUGUUAUAUACAGCAAGUCACUCCUCUGUACAGGGUAGGGGAACAGGUAUAUACAGGGUGUUACACACUCAGUGCUUCUGUGUUAUAUACAGCAUGUCACUCCUUUCUCUGUACAGGGUAGGGGAACAGGUAUAUACAGGGUGUUACACACUCAGUGCUUGUGUGUUAUAUACAGCAUGUCACUCCUCUGUACAGGGUAGGGGAACAGGUAUAUACAGGGUGUUACACACUCAGUGCUUCUGUGUUAUAUACAGCAUGUCACUCCUUUCUCUGUACAGGGUAGGGGAAAGGUAUAUACAGGGUGUUACACACUCAGUGCUUGUGUUAUAUACAGCAUAUAGCAUGUCACACCUGUCUCUGUACAGGGUAGGGGAAAGGUAUAUACAUGUAUAUGAGUGUUACACACUCAGUGCUUGUGUUAUGGACAAUCCCCCCCAACACACUGAUUGUAUCUUGGACAUUAUAGUACUUGUUUUAACAGCUAUCCAACCAGCACUAUUCAUUAUAUAUAGAGCACAGUGAGCCUUCAUCAUGCUUAUGCCUCUAUACAUUAUGUUUAGUGGAUCUUUGUACCAACGGAACAAACGCUGGUGUUUGAGAAACAUGGCCAUCUCCCGAGAAAUGGCUGUCUCGUAACAAAUUUAACUGUUUGAUCACUGGAGUUCUUUCUCAACUAAACCUCUUUUUGUAAGCCUUUAUCUUCUAAGCGUGUACAGAUAGAAGUAGAGAUCGUGACAAAUCACUUAAGCCAUGUUACAAAAAACAUCAUGACAUAUUGGUACAUUCUCCUUACCAGAGGGGGCACGGGUGGCCCAGUCGUCUAAGGCGCCGCGAUUCGCUGUGCAGAGUUGCAUCCCUUGGGCACGCCAGAAACCUAUGAUUGUGGGUUCCAAUCCCGAUUCGCCCCGAUUAUGU
Molecule: messenger RNA, 2305 nt
Organism: Haliotis rufescens (red abalone)
Lineage: Eukaryota; Metazoa; Mollusca; Gastropoda; Lepetellida; Haliotidae
Exons: 2
Coding region: 743-1912 (389 amino acids)
Source: RefSeq, a predicted model, not a curated record